UUCUUAACUUAGACUGUUAAAAUAACAAAAACUAUCUAGAGCACAUGAUUUAAGAUACCAAAUAACAAUCAUUUACAUUAAAAUACAAACAUUGUUCCCACUCGUACUCGAAGUAAAAUCUGUGGGAAAGGGGUUAUAAAACACAAAAUGAUAUAUUGGCGCCCUCUGGUGGAUGCAGUACGAAGGGAACGCGCAUUAGCGUUUAGCUGUUGUUGGAACGAGCAAAGGCGAACGCGUCGGGCCUCUGUUUCCUGCUUCUGAGCGCUGUGCUUGGGUCCUAACGCGGAGCCCGUGCAGGGCCGUACUGGAGACCCCGCGCCGCCUGCACCUCUAUCGUCUCGGUUGACAUGGAUGAUGAAGAUGGCAGGUGCUUGCUAGAUGUAAUUUGUGACCCACAAGCACUCAAUGAUUUCCUUCAUGGAUCAGAAACACAACUGGACACUGAUGACCUUUUGGAUGGCUCAAGUGACCCGUCCAGCUCGUUCUUCUCCACCGCUGGGGGCCAUGUUCCCGAGGUCCAACCACAGGCUCAGCUGUCGACAAAUGAGCCAGGCCUCCCUCGAGUCAGCGUUGAUUUGGACUUUCUGGAGGACGAUGACAUCCUGGGCGGAUCGCCAGGAGGAGACAACGGAAGCAAUGGUGUUGGGACAAAUCACGAGCCCUGUGACAUUUUGCAACAGAGCCUGGCAGAGGCAAACAUCACAGAGCAGAGCCUUCAAGAGGCAGACGACGAGCUUGAUCUCAGUUCUUUUGGGUUAACUGGUCUCACGCAAGUAGUCCAACCCCUCCCUGAUGCUGGUCUGUCUGGGGUGGGCAUUGGAGGUGCAACUCAGAUUUUUCCUAGCCAAGGCACCCCUAAUGCACCCUCUAAUGCCACCCCAGACAUGCUUGGCUCUGUCCUGGCACAUCCAGGCUUGCAGCUUCAAUCCCAGGUCAUGAACAAGACCAUCAGUGUCCAACCAUUUGUGCAGCCAGUUGGACUUGGAAACGUAACUCUUCAGUCUAUUUCAAGCCUUCAGGCCUUACCAAAUGGAAGUCAGUCCGGAUCGCUGGGCAUUGGACAAAUUCAAGUUGUGGGCCAACCGACUGUAAUGACAAUAAACCAAUCUGGGCAACAGAUCUUGACAAAAACCAUGGGCGGCUACCAGUUGCAUCAACCUGGGGCUGAGGCCGCAAACGCUGGAACACAGGCUGGGCUUGGAGCUUCUGUUUUGGGCUCAGGAGGUGGACUUUUAAUACAAGGUGGCAAGGCCACUCUAGGGUCCCCUGCCUUAAAUGGACCAGCUGUCUGUUUAAGCAACACAAACACCAACAACAGUGGAACGACAAUGGCCACUGCUGGUGGCAUUGUGGGUUUUGGUAAUGCAUCUUUGGGUGCCGGAAUUGGGUCUCAGACCCAGCCUCAAGGCCAAAUCAUGCAGAAUGUCAUCAUCCAGCGAACGCCAACACCAAUACAGCCCAAACCUCCACAAGGGGGUACCAUCCAACCCAAAAUCUUCAAGCAACAGCAACAACUUCCAGCCCCGCACCCCUUGCCAAAUGAUGCUAAUAAGGCUGUCGGGGUGCAGCAAAUCCCUGUGUCCGCUGCUCAGAAUGUAACACUUCUCACUGGGAAGCCUGGCUCAAAUGUAGUCUUGAGCACACAGGCAGCAUCACAAGGAACACAGUUUUCUCAAGCUCUCUUUAAGCAGCAGGGCCCCCAAACAUCAGGCAAACCACUCAGUGUUCAAUUGUUAAAUCAACAGGGCAGCAUUGUAAUUCCCUCCCAAACUGUCCUACAGGGCCAAAACCACCAGUUUCUCUUACCCGGGCUUCAGGCUGGAGGUCAAAUCCUAACUCAGCAUCCCAGUGGUCACAUCAUUACCAGUCAGGGACCUGGAGGGCAAUUAAUCGCAAAUCAGAUUUUGACAGCCAAUCAGAACAUCAAUUUGGGCCAGAUGUUGGCCUCGCAGGGUCAUCCCCAUAUUCUCUCUGGACCCUUUCAGCUGCAGUCCGGUCAGAUGGGUCAACACACGUUGUUCCAAAUGCCGGUGUCCUUAGCCCAAACACAGACACAAGCCCAUCCAAUAACGGGCCACGUACAAACAGUCAUCCAAGGCAUGCCAAUACAGAAUUCUCUCUCAGUGGAGAGUCUUAGUCCGGCAGUCAGUUUACAGACAUUACAACAGUCCGGUGGUAUUCCCAGUAACAGUAGUGGUCCGUGCCAGCCUGGGGAGGGCAUCACAGUACUGGGUGGCUCCGCUGACCCAGCUGCCCAACCGGCGCAGGCCCAACCGCAGCCUUCGAUUCUAACGGUUCAAUCAACACCAACGGUUUCAGUAGCUGCUUCGGCUCCUUCCUCUUCAUCUCCGUCUCCAACUAUGGCCACGUCCACAUCCUCGAUGGUGGGUUUGGGUCAUCAGGCUCAGCACAGCCCAGGAAAGGUGUUGUUCACGUCCUCUGGUUCCAGAAUGAUCCUUAGCCAGGAGUCUCUACAGAUGUUCCUACAACAGGACCAUCAGCAGCAAGCGGGAAAAGACCCACCUGCCGCUGUAGGUGUACCUGCAUCUGUUAUCGUCAGCGGCAGCAGUUCUGGUCCCGCCCCUUCAGGCCAUGACAACUUGUUAGCUGAGACUCGGCAGAGGCAGAGUCCCAGCCCCUCCCUUGGCCCCACCCACAUGGCAACAGUGGUUAACAAGGUUCCUUCAGGGGCACAUCCACAGACCAUAAAGAUCCAAAGCGCAUCUCCAUCUCAGCCUUUGGUCACCCCUGCGCAGACCCCCACCCUAUCCGACAGCCCUCAACCCGCCCAGGUGUCUCCCCUCACUCUCGGGCAGCAGAUCCAGUCUCCUCACCAACACCAGCAAUCUCGCCCUCCCUCACAGCCUCAGCCCCAAUCUCAGACUCCUUCACGCUCCUGCACACCCUCUUCUCUACCCCCUCUCUUUAUAAUACAGAAUCAGAUCGCAGGUUCACCACAAGCAUCGCAGCCAGGACCUCCACCGCAGCAGCCUCAGCAGAUACAAGUGCAGCUUCAGCCUCAAGUUCUUCCCCAGACCGGCAACCUGCAGCCAGACAUACCUCCUUCCUCCUGCUCCCCGAAACCUGCACAGUUCCAAUUCCAGCCAGCUGUGAUGGAGGCCGGAGCGGUGAAACAGCAGAUGACUGUGGUGCCAGGACUGACUGCAGAACAGCAGCAUCACCUUCAGCUGAUCGGUGCGCAGCUACAGACCAUGUCAUCCAUCGCACAGCCUACACCUCAACAAAAGCAGCUUUUGGAAAAGCUUCACCAGGUCCAGCAAAAUAUUCUCCUUCAGGCCAAGCAGCAAGCUCAGGCUCAAGCCCAAGCCUCUCAGCAACAGGCUACAAACCAGUUCAACAAAAUGCCCGAUCAACCUUCAGUCCAGGUCGCAACCUCGGCACCAUCCACCAUCCAAGCUUCGGUCCCAUCGCUUCUGCAGCAGAAGUCUGUGCUUGUCAAGUCCUCUGCCACAGGUGCAAAUGACACACAAACAUAUUCUGCGGUUUCAGCUGGGGCUACGGCGAACCAAGGAAUCACUACACCAAAUCUCUCACAGGCUGUUCAUGCCAAGCCAGGCGUCAUAAGUUCAGUUGGUGGACUCACUCUGGCUAAAGCAGGUUUGCAGAUUCAGGUUUUGGGUUCUGGACUGUCUCAGAUGCCUGCACCUCCACCACCCGCUCCUGUUCAAACACAGACGACAACGUUAAAAAGACCGUUCAGCAUGGAACCAAGCAAAGAAGCUAGGAUGCUGGAACAGCUUCGAAAACAACAAGGCUCAGUUUUACAUCCAGACUAUAGCUCACCUUUCCACUCGUUUGAGGACACACUUCAUCGGCUUUUGCCGUACCAUUUGUACCAAGGCAUGGCUUCAUCUUCAGAAGACUAUCGCAAAGUGGAUGAUGAAUUUGAAAGCGUCUCAAGUCAGCUCUUAAAGCGCACACAAGCAAUGCUGGAUAAGUAUCGUCACUUGCUCUUCGAGGAAUCAAAGCAGAGGCUGGGUCCCUCUGCAGAGAUGGUUAUGAUUGACCGCAUGUUCAUUCAAGAGGAGAAGGUCGCCCUGAGUCAGGACAGAGUUCUGGCCAAGGAGAAACCAGAGGAAUACGUGGCUAAUUCCUGUUUGCUGGACAGCAGUGCAGUCAGGCCUGUAAAGGUAGAGCUGAGCUCUGUAAGAAUCGCACCACCAGCAGUUGGAACUCCACCUGUGGCAGCUACACCAACGCCAGCUGUUGCCCCUGCCCCAACCCCUGCACCUCCUCUUGCUUCAAUCCCCGCUCCUGCAUCUGCCCCUGCUCCUGUUUCUGCUCCUGCACCUGCACCCUUCCCUCCUACUAAACUGGUAAUAAAGCAAGGUGGAGGGGGUGCAUCGGUAUCCUGGUCCACCAGUUCCACCCCUACGCCUGCUCCUGUGGUCAGGCCCUCCAUGGAGCCGGUUGCACCGAAUGCCUCCUUCAGCCGCACUCCGUCCUCCUCCCGGCCUCUUCCUGCUGAUGAUGACGAUGAUGUCACGCUACCCCAGCGAACCAGCAAGCCACCCAUCAAGACCUACGAGGCGCGUCGGCGAAUAGGUUUGAAGCUGAAGAUCAAACAGGAGGCGGGACUUAGUAAGGUGGUUCACAACACCGCAUUAGACCCGGUCCACUCCCAGUCCCAGCUGACACCGCAGCCCCAAACUCCCGAACCUCCUCCGAAAGUCAAGCCACCUGUAGCCCCACUCACCACUGUCAUUAGAACUCCACCCCCAGCUUCCUACUCCACCACCUCAUCCACUGUCACUACAGUAACCGCACAUAAAAGCUCUGCAUCCAGUAGUGCAACUUCCUCUAGCGGAGCCCCACCCUCCUGGUCUUCGUCGAACCCCUCCACGUCCACAGCACAGAUGAACGGCACUCUGGAACACCACGAGGUGGGCGGGGUAAAACGUAAUCCGGCCUCAACGGCGACUCCCCCACAGACCACUUGCCGGCUCCCGCUUCGAAAGACGUACCGUGAGAACAUCAGUCCGCGUCACAGGCCGGGUGUACCGGGGGGAGAUACGAUACCCAUUUCAUCAACAAGACCUCCUGUUACGUCUUCCCCUCAACCACAAAGCUCCUCCCCUAAACCUGAAAGGACUGUGAUAGCCAGUGUGAAACUGGAGAGGCAGGGUGGACACGGGCGGUCCCACUCGCAUCCAGAGUCACAGAGCUUUGCAGCGGUAGAGGACGUUCUCUACCGCGGUAUCAAAAACGCGUACCACCACCACCAAGAGUUCUCUGAAAAAGAGGACGAGGGCGAGGAAGGUGGCGGUAUCGGUCGAUUAAAGGGCAUGGAGGGCAAACAUAGAGAUGGAGGAAGGGGUACUUUCAGGAUGGAUCAGCAUGCACCUGGCCCACCUUCUCUAGGAGAGCCUUCCUCCACAAGAGACUCCUCACUUCCUGCCAAACGCUGCAAAUCGGACUCUCCAGACAUGGACAACGCAAGUUUCUCCAGCGGCAGCCCGCCGCCGGACGACUCUCUGAACGAGCACCUGCAGUGUGCCAUAGACAGUAUACUGAACUUACAACAGGGCCCUCCUGGGCACGGAAGCUCCGGGCGAGGGCCGUUAGGGAGGGUUCAUGGGUCCAACCUGCCUAACCAGCACCAAACCCACCCUUCCUACAGACAGUCCAUGCCUCCCCUUUCCUCUCAGCCCUCUUCUGCCCCCAUGUCCCAGCAUCAACAGGUAGGGGGCCGAGGACAGAAUGGAAAUCUUGUUUCACAGACGCACAGUAGAUAACAGCCCCUUUAAUAGAAGUUGACUGAAAGACUGAAAAAGCAGCAGGUCAAUGGAUACGGGAAGUAAACUUUUCAGACAGUUUUCCCACGUUAAGCUGUGUUUGCUUUCUUCGUCUGUGGUUUGUGCUGAUGAAAUGUGUUCUUUUGGUUUACAUACGGCCCUAUGAGUGUACUUGCUAAAGUGCGCUUGGUAUGAUUUUCAAAAUUUUGUCCUACUUUGUUGGAUGCGAAACUGGGGCCGUUCCUAAGUUUUCCAAUUUUUUUGUGAGAGACGGUCAUUUAAUAAAUCACAUGCUUUUUCUAGUUACUGCAGCACGAUAUACAGACUGCAGGAAUUCUUUGAUAUCAUGAAAUUUGGCAUAUUGAACAGUGCUUAUCUUUUGAUUUGGUUAUUUUGGAUCACUUUUACUUUAAAGAGGCCAGAUUGUUCAUAUAAAAAUGGUUCCCUAUAAAGUGUAAUUAUGUUUUUUGAAAUUCGUGAACACUUCAGGGAGGCUUAUUCAUGCAUAGUAAUGGUGUGCCCUCUCCCCCCAAACACUUCUGGUUAUCUUAUUACAGGAAUUAACAAUGUAGCAUUCACAAGCAGAUAAGUCACCUGAACUGUAACAAAUCUGUCGACGUGAAAGCAUUCCAGCAUUAAGAGCACAUCAAACAAUCACAGCACAGUGAAUUUGAGACUUAAAAUAAAAAGUUAUCUUUGCCUGGGUGACAAACAACCAUCUUUUGCAUCUCUAUUAUAUGUUUAAGUAGUAAGACAAAAAAACCCUCUCUCCCUCCCAUUAUUUUGUAGACGAGUGUGUUCGUGAGAAUCACUGAAAGAUAUCACUUUGGACCGUGCAGAAGCAAACACAGCAGAAGCAAUGACAUGAAAAAAGAACAAUAAUAUUGUAAAGAGAAAAAGAUAAUAGAACUGUAAGAAUUUGAAGUAUAGUACUACAGAUUAAUUUUGUAUUGUAUUUAUUGUGUAUAAUGACACUUUUUAAAAAAACUGUACAUUUAGUAAAACUGUAAAUUAAACCUUUCUUCUUUUAUGAAACAA
Molecule: messenger RNA, 6794 nt
Organism: Paramisgurnus dabryanus
Lineage: Eukaryota; Metazoa; Chordata; Actinopteri; Cypriniformes; Cobitidae
Source: RefSeq, a predicted model, not a curated record